Molecule: messenger RNA, 708 nt
Organism: Rhipicephalus microplus (southern cattle tick)
Lineage: Eukaryota; Metazoa; Arthropoda; Arachnida; Ixodida; Ixodidae
Source: RefSeq, a predicted model, not a curated record
CAAUUAGGAUAACGACACGUUCAUUGCGAAACCUGCCUUGUCCGCCAAGGCGGCUUCGGCGGAGGACAUGGCGGCGGCGGCGGCUUCGGCGGCGGCGGUUUCGGCGGAGGACAUGGUGGUGGCGGCUUCGGCGGUGGUGGUUUCGGUGGAGGCCAUGGUGGCGGUGGAGGAGGUGGUGCCAACCUUCAGGCAGUUCCCGUCCACGAGGAGACCAAGACACACUCAUCCGGAGGCGGCGGAGGCCACGGCGGAGGCUUCGGUGGCGGACACGGCGGCGGCGGUGGAGGUGCGCAGGUUCACAGCGUCGAGGUCGUCAAGGUCGCCGAAGGAGGCAGUGGUGGCGGUGGAUUCGGAGGCGGCUACGGCGGAGGCGGUGGCGGCGGCCACGGAGGACACGGUGGAUGGCAAUAAAAGGAUUUUCUCAAACCCAUUCUGUGAUCCAGCCACCGCUGCAGUCGUCGCAGCAAACACUGCGAGGCUGCCUCCCUCAAAGCAAGCAGACCAGUGCACCGAGAGCACACCCACCACGGUUCAGCGCAAGAACGCCCUCGAACGAAGCUCGCACGGGAAGGCACAAGGGCCAUGCUCUCCGAGAUCGUGUAAUAUAUUGUUGACAUCGCGCGCCCGCGGCUGCCCGCGGGACCAUUCGUGGCCCCGCUCACCGUGACUGUUAAUAAAAUCAUUUGUACAUAUUGUAAAAAGACAAAA